Camelina sativa (false flax) is the source of this 1398-nucleotide messenger RNA. RefSeq names its product peroxisomal and mitochondrial division factor 1. NCBI's taxonomy places the organism in Eukaryota, Viridiplantae, Streptophyta, Magnoliopsida, Brassicales, Brassicaceae. The record is from RefSeq and is a predicted model, not a curated record.
CCAAUUUUCUCAACGCCACUAUAAACCCUAAAAAUCGAAUCUUUAAACCGAUUAGCCGAUUCCUCCACCGGAAAAAAAAAUCUCAUCUUUUCAUAUUCCCCACCACUGCCAAAUCGGAAGCAAGCAGUGUAAAAUGGCGGAUGAGGUGGUGAUUCACAGCGAUGUUGAAGAUCGUUCGGCGAAGGGGAUCUCCGAGUCAAAGGAACUGGAGAGGAAGAUUGAGGAAUCUGAGAUCAAGAACCAGGAGCUUAAGAAGGAGAAUCUCGAUUUGAAGGAGAAGCUAGAGAGGCUUACGGGAGAAAUUCAAGAGAUGAAAGGUGUAGAAGAGGAUAUGAAUCAGAGGUUCGGAGAAAUGGAGAAAGAGAUUGAGGAAUACGAGGAAGAGAAGAAGGCUCUGGAAUCUAUUUCUACGAGAGCUGUGGAGCUUGAAACAGAGGUGUCGAAUCUUCAGGAUGAUCUCUUCACUUCCUUGAACGGCGUUGAUAAGACUGCGGAAGAAGUGGUGGAGCUGAAGAAGGCGUUGGCUGAGAAAGUGGAGUUGCUGGAGGGGUGUGAGAAGGAAGCUGAGGGUUUAAGGAAAGAUAGAGCUGAGGUUGAGAAGAGGGUUAGGGAUUUGGAGAGGAAGAUUGGGGUUUUGGAAGUGAGGGAAAUGGAGGAGAAGAGUAAGAAACUUAGAUUAGAAGAGGAGUUGAGGGAGAAAGCUGAUGAGAAAGAGAGAGAGAUUGAUGAAUUGCAGAAGAAAGUUAGUGUUUUGAGUCUGGAAUUGGUGAAGAAUGGAGAGGAAUUGGAGAAAUUGAAGUCUGGGAAGAAGCUGACGGAGGUAGUUUUGAGUGAAAGUCAAGAAAGGGAGAAGGUGAUGGAGUUGAAGAAGGAAGAGUUGCUGAAGAAGGUUGAGGAAGGUAAUAAGACUGUUUUUGGGUUGAAUGAGAGAGCCAGGAAUCUUAGUAAUGGAGUCAGAGACACAAAUGGUGGUGACCAAAAGGGUUCCGUGGAAGCAGAGUUUCAGUGGCCAGUGGUUGCUGCUGGAUCAGUUGGAGCUGUUGGUUUGGUUGCAGCAACCUUGUUCGUCUGCUAUUCUAAGCUAAGGUGAUUCUGAUGAAUAUGUAGUAGUGGAAUAAUAACUGAUGAACAACAACAAGGUCUUAAAGAUUGAUAUCAGGAAUGGAUUUUAUACAGGUUGGCUACAAAUUUGUUUUGGGUUCGGAUUUUUGAGUUUGUGAUGUUUGUUGAUUGUUGGCUAUCAUGUUUUUUUCUUGAUGGGAUCAGCUUUGAUUGAUUAAGCCACGCUUAUUGCAACUGUUCUUUAUCACUUCUACUUUGGCUUAUAGAUUUGCUUGAGCAGUGCUUCUUCUUUACCUCUUUAGUCCAUGAAUGAAGAUAGCUUUAUAUUACCACUGA